Molecule: messenger RNA, 687 nt
Organism: Geodia barretti
Lineage: Eukaryota; Metazoa; Porifera; Demospongiae; Tetractinellida; Geodiidae
Source: the annotation of a GenBank genome assembly
AUGCUACUACUUCUCACUGACCACCUCCUUUACGACUUCAAGAUGCAUAUUAUAUAUGAGUCGGUAUCAAUCACACUCGGCUACUCAGACAACAAGCCCAGCCUUGCCAUCCUCUGUCCCAGCCACACCAGCUCUCAUCCAGCCUACAUCAGGAACAAAGAGUGGACCUGCUCCCUCGACCGUAAUGAGUUUGACUCAGUGGCAAGUUUGAAAGACGAAAUCCCAGAAUGGCUAGAAGGGACAGAGUACAAGGAAGAUGCAUUUUUUCCCCCAGAUUUUAAUACUAAAACGUCGGUGUACACAAGACCUGAGGAACGGACAGAUACAAUUAUGGCCGAUGAUAUGUACUUCACAAAAAUAAAUAGACCACGAGAAAAGAGUAUAGGAGAGAUCAUACUGGUGCUCAAUUUGGUAGUUGAGAUGACCACAGAGCCAGGUCUUGAAAAGAGACGGCUUCACAUUACAGGUUCCCCUCAACUGCAGUGUCACCCAGUCCAGAUGCUUCUCUGCCUCCACGUCCAUGGGUAUGUGGUUGAUCUGACUGACCCACACGUACCACUGGCUCUCCACAAACCUCAUGAAGUAGUACCAACAGACAAGUCCACCAAAGCUACCAAGAAGUGGAUAGUACAUCAGGUAGAACCGCAACACGAAGCUGAACAGCCACAGAAGAUGCUAGUUCAAUAA